Cricetulus griseus (Chinese hamster) is the source of this 977-nucleotide messenger RNA. The record is from RefSeq and is a predicted model, not a curated record. NCBI's taxonomy places the organism in Eukaryota, Metazoa, Chordata, Mammalia, Rodentia, Cricetidae.
GAUCCUGUCAUGUGGAAGAGGCAGGGGCCAAGAGACCCUCUAGGUCACAGGAGCACUUUGAUCUGAAACACUCUGGAGACAGAGACUCAAGUCAAGGCCCUGGAGAAGUAUACAUCUCCCACUGGACACUCCUUCCCACACCCAGUCCACUAAUGGCUGCAACCAUGACCCUGGGUGUCCUGUAUCUGGGCCUUACCCUACUUGGGGUCCUGCAGAGCCAGGCCCAGGACUCCACUCAGAAGUUGAUCCCUGCUCCAUCCCUGUUCAGGGUCCCCCUGCAGCUAGGCUUCCAGAAGGAUCAGUUUCAGGGGAGGUGGUACGUUGUGGGCCUGGCAGGCAAUGCGGUCCAGAAAGAAGAACAAGGCCACUUUACAAUGUACAGCACCAUCUAUGAGCUGCAAAAGGACAACAGCUACAAUGUCACCUCCAUCCUGCUCAGGAACCAGCGCUGUGUCUACUGGAUCAGAACUUUUGUUCCAAGCUCCAGGGCUGGCCGAUUCACCCUGGGAAACAUUCACAGUUAUCCUCAGAUACAGAGCUACCAUGUACAAGUGGCCUCUACUGACUAUGAGCAGUUUGCCAUGGUAUUUUUCAAGAAGACUUCUGGAAACAAGCAAUACUUCAAAAUCACCCUGUAUGGAAGAGCCAAGGAACUGCCCACUGAACUAAAGCAGCGUUUUGUCCAUUUUGCCAAGUCUCUGGGCCUUACAGAUGACCACAUCAUCUUCUCUGUCACCACCGACCAAUGCAUUGACAACUGAACAGGCGUGGUGUCUUGAUUCUUCUACAGUCUCUCAGGUGCCUCCUGUCUGUCCCCAAACCCAUCUGUCUUGUUGCCAGAGAGCCAAAUGGUUACUCCACCAGCCACAAUACCAAUGAGCACCAGAUGAAUCAUUUAUCUGGGCAGCACUGCCCAGACAUCCAUCCCAGUGACAGCCCCCCCGCCCUGUCUGCUGAAUAAAUGCAUGUCCCCAGUU